This is a messenger RNA of Apus apus (common swift), 2405 nucleotides long. It is a transcript of the gene ETNK2, whose product is annotated as ethanolamine kinase 2. Gene Ontology annotation, molecular function: ethanolamine kinase activity. The record is from RefSeq and is a predicted model, not a curated record. Gene Ontology annotation, cellular component: cytoplasm. Gene Ontology annotation, biological process: phosphatidylethanolamine biosynthetic process. The transcript has 8 exons. The coding region runs from base 48 to 1202 and encodes 384 amino acids. NCBI's taxonomy places the organism in Eukaryota, Metazoa, Chordata, Aves, Apodiformes, Apodidae.
GAGCGGCUCCUCCCCGCGGCCGCCGGCCCCGCGGUAGCCCCCGGCACAUGGGCCACGGCUCCGGCAGCGCGGAGCUGGCGAUGGCCGCACCGCCCGGCCUCUGUCCCGAGUGCCCGGGGCCGGAGCGGGGCGGCAGCGGCGGGACCCCCGCUGUGCCCCACCUCGGCAUUGCGGUGGACGAGGGGGACGUGCUGCCCGGGGCGUUGCGGCUCAUGCGGGAGCUGAGACCCGGUUGGGAACCGGCCAGGGUGAAGACCAAGCUUUUCACCGAUGGCAUCACCAACAAGCUCGUGGCCUGCUACACAGAUGAGGGCAUGGCAGACGCCGUGCUGGUCCGCAUCUACGGCAGGAAGACGGAGCUGUUUGUGGACAGGGAGACAGAGCUGAGGAAUUUCCAGGUGCUGCGUGCCCAUGGCUGUGCCCCCGACCUCUACUGCGCCUUCCAGAACGGGCUCUGCUACCAGUUCCUGCCGGGCAUCGCGCUGGGACCCCAACACGUGCGGGACCCCCACAUCUUCAGGCUGGUGGCCCAGGAGAUGGCCCGGGUACACGCCAUCCAUGCCAACGGGAGCCUCCCCAAGCCCAUCCUCUGGCAGAAGCUGCACAAAUACCUCACCCUCGUGAAGACGGAUCUCAGCCCAAAGGUAUCCAACCCCAGCCUCCAGCAGGAUGUGCCCAGCCUGGAGGUGCUUGAACACGAGCUGGCCUGGAUGAAGGAAACUCUUUCCCAGUUGGGUUCCCCCAUCGUGCUUUGCCACAACGACCUGCUCUGCAAGAACAUCAUCUACGACAGGACACGAGAGCAAGUUCGAUUCAUCGACUACGAGUACACAGGCUACAACUACCAGGCGUUCGACAUCGGAAACCACUUCAAUGAGUUUGCAGGUGUGAAGGAGGUGGAUUAUCAGCUCUUCCCCAGCAAGGAGACCCAACUGCAGUGGUUGCAAUUCUACCUGCUGGCCUACAAGCAACUCACCCAGGGGGACCCAGGCAACUUGGGGGUGUCCGAGGAGGAGCUGGAGGCUCUCUACGUGCAAGUGAACAAGUUUACUUUGGCAUCCCAUUUCUUCUGGGCAUGCUGGGGCUUGAUCCAGGAUAAAUACUCUACCAUAGACUUUAACUUCUUAAGAUAUGCAAAGCUAAGGUUUAAACAGUACUUCAAGAUGAAGCCAGUGGUCACAGCCCUGCAGAUUUCCAAAUAGCAUCUCCAGCACAUGAGACCCUGAGCUAUUUUUGUCCUUGCUGCGUCCCCCUUGCCCCUUCCCCACCCCAGCCGGGGGUGAGGGCAGGUCCUGACGGUGGGAAGGGAGAAAGAAGCUCUGACCUGGCCACCGAUUAAAGGAGACCCUGGACAUACCUGAGACUGGACCAUGAGAUGCUAGAGAGGACCAUGGCCUCGGAGAGGCCCCUGCCUACGCAAGGAAGCCUUUACCAUCGCCUUAACUGAGCCCCGCUCAGUCCCGGUGCCCGGCAGGUCCGUGCUUUGCUGGCACUGCUGCUGCCUGGCCUGGCACCAGGUUUGUCCCGUCUGUUCUGUCCCCGAGGGGGGGAAAUGGGUCCCCCCAAUCUGCUCAGGAGCCCCCAGAGCUGCACAGCUGCUUUAGCUGCCCCCCACACUCGCUGUGCCCAUCGCCUUCACUGCUCCCUCCGUCCCCUCUUGCCCUGCCUGCUCGGUACCUCCUGGGCUCCCACCCCAAACCAGCACAGCUCUUGGGCCAGUCUUGGCCCUGGGCUUGGGACUGUGUCUGAGCACAGGACCCUUUUCCUUGAGGGGUGGGUGCUGCUGCCCUCUGGCUCAGGUGGUGCAGAGCAGGGAGGGGAGGUGACAGCCAUGACCACAGGGGACUUGCUGGGCUCCUGCACCCCUUGAGAUGUGCUCAGCCCACAGCUGCCUCUGCUUCUCCCCACAGCUGUGGUCCUUCAGACCCCUGUUAGCUCCCAUCAUAGCUUCCCUUGUAGCUGCCAAAGCAAGGGGCUCCCAGCUCUGCCUUCCCUGUCCACCCCAUGGCCAGAGGAGUCAGUUGUGCUCCUCCUGUGGGUGCAGUCCCUGUGCUCCUGUCUUGGCUCUGUCCCCACGUGGGACUCUGGCUGGAGGUUGGACAAAGCCAACCAGCUCCAUGAGCUGGGCACAGCUUCAUCCCUUAUUCAGCUGCUUCCCCCAUCACAAGCUCCAGGAGGGUGAUCUGAGCUUACUGAGCACUGCCCAGCUUGUGACAGUGGUUGUGCAUCAAAUUUGGGGUGGAAUCAGACCCCUCUGUCCCUGCUUCGGCAGCUCAGCGAGUGCUGUGGGGAUGAGGUGGCUGGUCUCCUCUGCAUGGACACAGGAACCUGCCCCAGCAAGAACUGGGACUUGUUGCAUCUCAUGUUCAUUUUGGUGCAAAAUAAAAGCUGCUGGAAGCUGGAAA